AGCGUGCGGCGCGCCGGUCUGCGAGCUGCUGGCGUCCAGACUGACGAGCAUCGCCACCGCCCCGAAGCAGCGACGUACAGGAAAUGAGCCGCGCCGCUAGAAGAGCCGCAGUCUUCUUCCGUUAGCCCCAGUGCGCUGCUCGUGAUCGUGGAGUAACGCUAGCAGGUGCAACCAGCCGCCCCAUCCCACGCAGACGUCCGCCGCCCGCACCAUGGCCACUCAGAUCGACAAAGACGCCUGCAGAGAGGCUUACAACCAGGUCAGAGACGACACCACGGACACCACUUGGGCUGCGUUCAAGUACGACGGCUCCACGAUCGUGCCCGCGGAUCAAGGAAGUGACUACGAGGACUUCAAGAAACUGUGCACAGACGAUGCCCGUGUGUUCAUCUACCUCCGGAUUGUGACGGGGGACGCCAUGAGCAAACGGGCUAAGUUCGUCUUCAUCACUUGGGUCGGUGAGCAGGUCGGUGGGCUGCAGCGGGCCAAGAUCAGCACAGACAAGGCGACGGUCAAAGGCAUCAUUCAGAUCUACGCCAAGGAGUUCCUGGUCAGCGACCUGAGGGAGCUGGAAGAAGACUACAUCCGCCAGGAGCUGAAGAAGGCGGGCGGGGCCAACUAUGACGCUCAGAAUGAGUAGCCACGUGCCACCGGGCACUGGAGGGGUGGGGGUUGGGGUUGGGGUGGGCUUUGGUGCAGGGGUGGGGUGGGGUGGAAUCAGCGGGGGGCGGGCCUGCUACCUGUUUGGGUGAGGCAGGACGGACGGGGCCGAGUACUGCACCCACGAACACACACAUUUUACUGUCAAAGCGAGGCGGCAGCCAGCAAUUAGGUCAUUUGCAAGCGCACAGAGUCGCUAAACAAAGCAGAGGCGUGCCAAGCCAGCGGCGUUCCCUCAGCGAGCGGCCGAACGCCGGCACCGCAGCUCCACGCUCGCGCUCGCCCGUCUCCUGCAGCAGAACAAAGCUGAUCCCAGCUGGACCUUACUGGGUCCCUGCAGCGCAUUCCACAGGCACAGAGCGGAGCUGAAAACCACCUUUCUUUUGUCCGGUUCAGUCAGGACAACUAGCAGAUUGUAGGAAACGAGGGGAUCAGCGCUGAGUGUAACUUCACUAAAUGAUCACAUAUGAGACGACGAGUCCCUCCUGCCCUCGGCCUCAGUCCGGUGCAGCCGCCCCCCAUCGUCCUCGCGUUGCUUUACUACUGGUUUGCUAUGAAUGUUGAUGAGGAUGUGAAACGCUGAAGAGCUUCACUUCAAAAGGCGGCGCCGGCGGCGGGACCACGUUGUGGAGCGAGCGAUGCCUGGAGGCGCCUGCUUUUUGAACUGAAGCCCUUUUCUUUCCAGCACAUGGUGGAUUCCAGAACAUGCUCCUAGUCGUGAUACACUGUACAGAGGAAAGAGCUCCUGACGCCACGGGUCCUGCUCAACUCCUCCCGUCCUGAGAGUGGACUCUUUCCUUCUGGCGCUUCAUCUCAUGAUGUACUUGAACCGUGUUUGACUGCCUUAGUUGCCCCAGAGAGAGAAGGGCAUCAUGGGAGUUUGUAGACACUACACUGUGAUUGGCUCUUCUCCUUUCAUCAUGUUACCAUUCCAGCCUGAAGGAGCCUCUCCUCAGUUGUAGCAUCUCCGUUUGUUUCGAGCCUCUGGCCCCCCCACCCUGUCUGCUACAUGAUUUUUAUCUCCUCUGAAGAACUUUAAGAUUUGAUUUUCAUUUUGGAGAGGGCCGUCUUAGUGAUUGGUCAAAGGGAUUUUCAACAGAUAAUAAUAAUAAUUAAAAAAGAAGAUAAAACUGAAUGGGCACAAGAUUCAUUUCAAAAUAAAAUGUGAUGUUUUCCUAAA
This is a messenger RNA of Betta splendens (Siamese fighting fish), 1840 nucleotides long. It is a transcript of the gene cotl1, whose product is annotated as coactosin-like F-actin binding protein 1. Gene Ontology annotation, biological process: regulation of actin filament polymerization. Bases 212 to 640 code for a protein of 142 amino acids. The transcript is spliced from 4 exons. The record is from RefSeq and is a predicted model, not a curated record. Gene Ontology annotation, molecular function: actin filament binding. Lineage: Eukaryota; Metazoa; Chordata; Actinopteri; Anabantiformes; Osphronemidae. Gene Ontology annotation, cellular component: plasma membrane; site of polarized growth; actin filament.